Gigantopelta aegis is the source of this 1993-nucleotide messenger RNA. Its product is annotated as ATP-dependent Clp protease proteolytic subunit, mitochondrial-like. The transcript is spliced from 6 exons. Gene Ontology annotation, biological process: protein quality control for misfolded or incompletely synthesized proteins. The coding region runs from base 89 to 787 and encodes 232 amino acids. Gene Ontology annotation, molecular function: serine-type endopeptidase activity; ATP-dependent peptidase activity; ATPase binding. Lineage: Eukaryota; Metazoa; Mollusca; Gastropoda; Neomphalida; Peltospiridae. Gene Ontology annotation, cellular component: endopeptidase Clp complex. The record is from RefSeq and is a predicted model, not a curated record.
UUUUUAACCCGGAAGUACGGUAUUUAAUCGACAAGUUAAACAUUUGACAGUCCGCACGUGUUUACUGCUGUUGGACGUUCAUAAAAUCAUGCAUUUAUUAAAGCAUAUGCUUAAGCUACAUGUACAGCACAGAGUAAAUGUACGAUGGAUUCAUAGGUCUGCAACCCGAUGCCUGCCCAUGGUUCCUAUAGUGAUUGAACAGUCGGGACGAGGAGAACGUGCAUAUGAUAUAUUCUCUCGACUACUCAAGGAGAGAAUAAUCUGCAUUAUGGGACCAAUAACUGAUGACCUCUCCAGCUUAGUUGUUGCUCAGUUAUUGUUCUUACAAUCCGAAAGUAACAAGAAAGCAGUCCACAUGUACAUUAACAGUCCAGGCGGUUCAGUGACUGCAGGUCUUGGAAUAUAUGACACAAUGCAGUAUAUCCAGCCUCCAAUAGCCACAUGGUGUGUUGGUCAGGCAUCCAGUAUGGCAUCACUUUUACUCUGUGCCGGAAGCAGUGGAAUGAGGUACUCGCUGCCAAAUUCACGUGUUAUGAUACAUCAGCCAUCAGGCCAUGCAGUGGGACAGGCGACUGAUAUUCAGAUACAAGCAGAGGAAAUAAUAAAACUGAAGAAACAAAUAAAUAAUCUUUAUGUAAAACACACCAAGCAGCCUUUACUAGUAAUAGAACAGAGUAUAGAGAGAGACCGAUUUAUGAGCCCACAUGAAGCAAAGUCCUUUGGUUUAAUUGACUCGGUUUUGGAACAUCCACCCACAAUUGAUGAGGAAAUACAAAACAAAUCGUGAUAAUUGUUAAUUUAUUUCCUGAAUGCUGAAUAUAACUUCAAUCGGGUCUAAUACAGUCCGUUGAUUGACAGUUUCUGUGAUUGAUCUGGGGUCAUGUACGUCUAAUAACAAGAAACCUGGGAUCGACUUUAUUGCCAUCAUUACUGUUGGGUGACUUUGCAUUUAUCAUAUGACAUUCAAAAAAAAAAAAUCUAAAUACAUAACACUUCUGAGUCUUGAAAUGGAUUGCAUUUAUUUAUGGUAAUAAGUCUUGAAAACACACUUGUAUCCACAGGUGCAACCCCAGUUUCCAAUAUCACCAUCCAGCAAUUAAAUAAUUGACUACUCUGUACUUCCAUAUACUCUGGAACCUCCAUAUUAUAUACUAUUCGACCAAUAUUUGGUGCUAAUUUGUGUUGAAUUUAUUUGUAAACUCGGCUUGAUUCUGAGUGGAAAUGUUAGUGAUUGAAAUGAUAUGCAAAAUGACAUUAAUAGCCAUGGUCAUUUGAGAAAGAUGUUAAUUGUGUGAGAGUUUAAAAAAACAAAAAAAUCUAAAUCGAUGUACUACUACAUAUUUAUGAAAUUUACGAUAAAACAACAAAAGAAUACAAAAUGUAAUUGAUUUUCCUUCUUCUUUUUUUGAGUAUAGUAUGAAGUGUAACAUAACGCUCCAUGCUUAUAUAACUUUAAAGUCUAGAUCCAAGACUUGAAUCAAAAUCUUGUUUAUACCAGCUGCAUAUACUGGUAGUUAAAGUCUGGAGACUGCUAAGCUCUUAAGUCUUGGCAUUAAAGUUUUAUGAUGGGUCCAUAAAACUUCAACACUGUCAGUUUUCAUUUAACUUGAUUCAAAACAUUUCCUUUGGUAACAGGGAAAUACACUGAAAUGUCUGACAAUAGAGUGGAAGCAUUAUAUAAUUAGCAGCCGCCUUUAAAAAGAAAUAUACAAAAAUAUUAAUAAUCUCUGAAUAUUUAAUAAGUAGGAUAUUGCGAUACUGAAAAAAACAUGAAUAUUUUGUUUAUCAAUGUGUAUGAUGUCUAAUGCUGGCAAUAUUAGUAUCAUACACUUGUACAUUUACCUGGAAACCUAGCAAAUGUGUCCAGGACAGACAUUCUUGAACCAUUAGGGGAUGUAAGCAGUUUGGGUGAUUGAUUGACAGGCUAAUCUAGAUAGUGUUAUUACUUAUGCUGCAAGGACAAUUUGAAUAAUGAAUAAAUGGCUUUGUUGUC